UUCGAUCCUUACAUCAACGGGAUUGCUAAUUAACAAUUAUUGAGAAUAGGAAUGAACAUUUGAGAACACAAAUCUGAUAAGUAGAUGUACACCACUGUAGAAAUAAGAUUUUUCCAUUACAGAGUUCACGUUCUUUUUAUUUUGAGGACAUUCAGGUUUAGUGGGAGCAAAAACAAGAUUUCCGCCCGUGGCCAUUGCUCCGUCUGCAAACCAAUGAGGGAAAGUGAGUGGGUGCACUACCUGUCCCUCGGUGGAAAUAAUGGUCUUAAGGGAAGAAGCAUAGCACAGCAGUGGAGAGGCGGGGCCACAUAGCCCUCAUGACAGGUAGACAUUGGGAGGAGCUACACUACCUGUGCAGAGCAGGCAGUCAGUGCACAGUGAACAGUACACCUGUUACACUUCCCAGGCCCUUGUUCUCUCCGUCUCUCUCCCUUUUUCCUGCCUCCUUCUCUUCCCCUUCUCUUCUCCUUGACUGCUCUGGAGGCACGAGGUGGCCGACAGCCUCACUAUGGAUCCCAAAGAGGCUGGCGGGAGUGAGAAGGAGAAGGAAAAAGAGAAGGAGAAGGGAAUAAAGAGGAGGAACCGGCCUGUGUUCCUGCGAUACCUGGAAAGGAGAAAGACGGACACUAUUGUGACUGAUGACAUGGCCAAAGGUGACAUCAACCUCGGGACGCUGGUGAGGCGGAGUCAGUCUGACAAAACGGAGUACAGCGCUAAACUUAAAGAGAAAAUGACACCACACGACCUGUCCACACCCCCGUCUCCAGCCUUGGACCCAGAGGAGGUCCGCUUGAGGAAGAUGAACCGAAGGGCAAAGGUCAUUCAGGAGCUUGUGCAGACUGAAAAGGACUACCUCACCGACCUGGAGCUGUGCAUCAGAGAGGUGGUACAGCCUCUGCGAAACAUGCAGGUUGUGGAUAUCGAUCGGCUGUUCACCAACAUGGAGACUGUGUGUGAGGUAUCUGCAGCACUGCUCCACAGACUGCAUGAGGCCCUGGCUGACCCUGAUCCAGAAGCAGUUGUAAUAGGAGAAGUUUUCAUCCAGGUGAAGGCAGCUUUAGAAGAUGUAUAUAAGGUUUACUGUUACCAUCACGAUGACGCCAACAUGUCGCUCGAAUUGUACGAGAAAGAGGAAGAAAUAAAGCAACAUUUCACCACAUGCAUAUUAGCACUGAAGAAGAUCUACGACCAAGAGGGCAAACCCAACCUGCUGAACAUGGGUUCACUGCUCAUCAAACCUGUCCAGAGGGUCAUGAAGUACCCGCUGCUGCUUGGGGAGCUGUGGCAGGCCACACCUGAAGACCACCCUGACAACCGCCCCCUGCAGGAGGCAUUCACUGCUGCCAAGAUCAUAAAUGUUAACAUCAAUGAGUUCAAGAGGCGGAAGGACAUGGUUAUGAAGUAUAAGAGGUUGGAAGAUGAAGGCACGUUGAGGGGUAAACUACACAAGUUCAACAUCCAUUCCAUCCGUAAGAAGGGCGACAGGUUUGCUGGCUAUCUCAAGAUCCUCACUGGAGUUGAACCACAGGUGAGAGAUGAAGUAUUUGACCGAGAGGAGAAGCUGUUCAGGGGUCUGGAGAAGGCCGUGAGGCAGCUGGUCAAGAAUGUUCACUGUUACCUGCAGCAAACUCAGGAGAUGGUGUCUGUAGCUAUCCAGAAAGUCCAGGACAUGGAGAACAUUGUUAAGGACCCAAACAAAAACGGCACAAAUGGCUCAUUGCACAAUAAUGGAAACGACCCCUAUAAGCACUUUAAAGACAGUAUGGAGCGCCUGGUCCUCGCCCCCCUCUCCUCCCUGCAGGGCAUGUUCACGGCCCCUCAGAAGCUCAUCCAGAAACGUUACGACAAAUUGCUGGAUUACUGCAGCCGCCUUGAGCGCUCCUCCUCUUUUUCGUCCCCGUCAUCCACCGCUUCUUCCUCUCCUUCGCCGGUGUCGGAAGACCCGGCCGGUCCUGCCAGGAGGGACUACGAGGCCCUCAAUGCCUUGCUCGUGGAGGAGCUGCAGAGGUUCAACGUGGCCGCCCACACUAUCCUGACCAACUGCGUGGUGUAUCUGGCUGCGCUACUCAGGGAAUUGAUGGAUAGUAUAUUACUCCGUGCUCCAUCCAUACAGCAGCUACCAGCCCCAUUGUCAAACAUCGGUGAAGUGCAGAACAGCAUCAUGGACGAGCUGAACAAUCUGGCUUUCGUCAAAGACAAUGCACAGAAGCUGAUGGAACGCAAAGUCAGUUUUGAGAGGCAACGAGACAAGAAAGUAACGAUGACGGAGGUGCAGCAUCAAACCGAGGAACAGCGGGCCUUGCUCCUGGCAGAGUACCCGCUGAACCGCCUGUACCAGCUGAAGAGGAAGUGUAACGGCUGCCAGGAGCAGGACCUCAGCCUGCUGGAGGGAGAACUGGUGGCCCUGCUGGAGGACACAGACCCAUUAGGCAGCAGCAGCCGCUGGCUGGUUCACACCGGAGGUACACAAGGCUACGUCUAUUCCACAUUCGUGAAGCAGUACAACCCUCUGAGGGCCUCGCAGCGGGCAGGCCAGAUGGUCAAAGAGCAGCAGCCAGCGCAGCAGCACCAGCAGCAGCAGCAGCCGCCACCUGCCAUGGUGGAAGAUGACUUCGAUGACCUCAGCCUGUUUGUGUCAGGCAGUGGGAGCAGCAGCCUGCGCAGCUUCAACCUCACCACCACCGACAGCUGCUCGACGCUCUCCGGUCUACAGGGGGAGCCAGAGAGCCCAGAAGACCUGGAGGACACGUUGGACACAGAGGCUCAGCAGUUUUACGCCGUGUAUGCAUUUCGAGCUCGCUGUGACCAGGAGCUGACCCUACAGGAGUACCAGCAUGUCCGCAUACUCCAGUUCUCUGACCUGGGAGGCAAUAAGGAUUGGUGGUUAGCUGAGGCUAACGGACAGAAGGGAUACGUCCCUGCCAACUACCUCGGCAGGAUGUCCUAUGCCUAAAAACAAAGAGGCCCUCGGCUUUGGUAUGGAAUUACCACGAAACGAAACCAUCCAGGGCACCUGAGCCAAACAAACGAACCUGUGGCAUUUCAAACUAACAGCUUACUCUUUAAUACAGAAUUAAAUAGCCCUGGCUGUGAUUUUUUUGAAUUUGAUUUCACCCUUUAAAUUCUAUGAUCAUCUACUUACAGGAGACUGCAAUGUUUGGUUACCCCCUGGUUCAAUGUAGGGCCCCCCAGGUCCCUUUUGGCAGGGGGCCCACAAAGUCUCUUGACACUCCCCUGUAAAACAACCACUGGUAUCGCUAGAAGCUAUUAUGAGAAAUCUCAAACCAGAAGUGUUGAUAUAGAAUCUAUAUCUUCGCCCCCUGAAGAUCAUAACAGCGGGACAAGAAAUCUGAUGACUCUGGAUAAUGAUGGAAGGAAAACGCAGGGCACUGUGCCGAGCACUUUUGUACGUCAGUGUUGUCGAGUUCAUAUUGAUAAAUGAAGUGAUUUAUUCUUGAAGUAAAUUUUUAUAUGUGAACAGAUUUAUAAAUGAAGCAGAAUUUAUAUGUGAAAUGAUUUAUACAUGAAGUUUGUGUUUUAUGUCAAUGUGAAAUGAAGAAAUCUAUGUUGUCAUUUAUAUAUUUUAACAGUUAUGUCAUAUAUCCUAUAAACACAAUCUCUAUGAAAA
This is a messenger RNA of Scophthalmus maximus (turbot), 3628 nucleotides long. It is a transcript of the gene arhgef38, whose product is annotated as Rho guanine nucleotide exchange factor (GEF) 38. The coding region runs from base 509 to 2953 and encodes 814 amino acids. Gene Ontology annotation, biological process: intracellular signal transduction. Lineage: Eukaryota; Metazoa; Chordata; Actinopteri; Pleuronectiformes; Scophthalmidae. Gene Ontology annotation, cellular component: cytoplasm. The record is from RefSeq and is a predicted model, not a curated record. Gene Ontology annotation, molecular function: protein binding; guanyl-nucleotide exchange factor activity. The transcript has 14 exons.